GAUCCAGUGCUGUCAACUUUGACAAUUACAUUUCCAUCGGAGUCGGGAUCAAAAAUGGAAAUUGCAAAAUAAUAACAUGAACUACUUUCAAAAUAUUAGAUAAAUUUUAAUCGUGCACAUCGUUAUGUUUUUUUUUAAACGACCUCAUGACAUCAAAGCAAUUAAGGCGUUGCUGAGGUGCUACAGUUUAAAUAGAAAAAAUCACUAUGAAGUACUCAAUCUGCGAAGAAAUUGUUCAGAUAAAGAUAUCAAGGAAGCGUUCAUACAAAUGAGCAAAGAGUAUCAUCCUGACAAAAACAAAGAUGCACGAGCACAGGAGAAGUUUGUGCGCAUUGUGGAGGCGUACAACGUACUGAGCAAGCCCAGUAGUCGCGCUCGAUAUGACAGCAUGACCGAGAUAGAAACUUCCGAUCACGGUGGGGCCUCGUACGUGUAUAGGUCACAUGUACCUUAUAAUUUACGUAACAACCCACAUUACAGCUACUACUACGAAUCCCAAACCAGAUCGUCCAAUGCAAAUGAUAGUAAAAAUGCAACGUAUGGGUCGACUGGUAUAAAGAAAUUGCCCAACUACGUUAUUAUAGCAAUGUGCACCGGGGUUGCCUUGAUCGGGAUAUUACUGCAAGUGUUUGUAAUAAGAAAUUUAUAUGUAGCACAAAGACAGCGAGCUCAAGAGAAGACCAAACGUCUUGCAGAAGAAUUGGACAGAGUGCGGGCUGCCGCUCAUACUAAUGGAAACGAGAUGCAGACGCGCCUUUUGCUCGACAAGAUCGUGACAGCGGCGAACCCGACCGUCGCUACAGCGUCAUUGGGACAAGCACUGGCGAGCGAAAAGAAAAACUCGACGGAGGCUUUAGUCUCGGAACUCGGUUUAUCGGAGUCGCCACAUCCUCACCCAUCAGACGACUGGUCUCACCCAACCAGACAUGAAACACUACAAAAUUUUAUCAAAAAACUUAUGUCAAUGUUAUUGUGAAGAAUAACUAUUCCGAACACGAAACAAAUUGAUGGUGCCAGGAAUGUGACGUUUUUUUUUGAAAGUUGGCCUCUGAAAUCAACGAGUAUUUUAGUCAAAUUAAACUACAUA
Helicoverpa armigera (cotton bollworm) is the source of this 1087-nucleotide messenger RNA. RefSeq names its product dnaJ-like protein 60 (gene DnaJ-13). NCBI's taxonomy places the organism in Eukaryota, Metazoa, Arthropoda, Insecta, Lepidoptera, Noctuidae. The transcript is spliced from 7 exons. The coding region runs from base 125 to 976 and encodes 283 amino acids. The record is from RefSeq and is a predicted model, not a curated record.